UUCCACCUCAUCAUUCCACUUACUUUGUCCAUAUGCUUUAUUAUAUUUAUGAUUUAAUUAAAAUUAAUUAUUAGGAAGAGAAUUUCUCCUCCUUCCACGUUAUCUGCUUUCCGAGGCGGUGAUUGAAUGGAGAAGAGAAUGGAAGGCAGGGGAGGCGGUGAGGUGAGGUCCCUGUAAAUUGACUGUAAAAUAAGAAGAGGAUGGUAUCGAAUCUGGUAAACAAUUUGCAGGCUCGCGAUGCUUUCUACGAUUGUUUGCAGAAGCAAUCGGACAAGAAACCGACGGAACUCGGCUGCGUCGGGCUCCUAUAUCCGGCCGAGUGCAAGAAAUCGAGGCUUGCGUACGAGAACAGCUGCCGGCCUUCUUGGGUGAAGCAUUUCGAUCGGCUGUAUUGUAAGGAGAAGAGGGUGCAGAGGCUAUUGGAUGACAAGGAAAUCAGGGGAGGUCCGUUGGUACUUUCACAGAAAGUUUAACGAGGGUAUAGAGCUUGGUUCAGGAUCAUCGCUAUGGUCAAGGUUUGGUAUUCAGGUUGAGUUCUGGGCCAAGUAAAGGAGUUCACUGCAAGCCCAACCAGCCCAGUCGGACGGACGGACGAAUCAAACUGGAAGCCAGCGGAUAUUCACCCAACCCACAUUAGCUGCUCGCACCGACUCUGCUCGUCGUCCGAUCGCCAGCGCUGUCACUCUCUCCAUCGGGAAGUGACACCAGCCAUCUCUCUCCUCUCCCACCGCACAUUUCACAUUUUCCCUCUUCUUUCUGCUUCGCCGUCACCAUCGAACGCCCGGUCAAGAAUUAUUUCUCUCGCCUCUCUCUGCUUCGCUUUCCUUCUCCUUCAUCCGAUCGCUUUCUUCAAUACAGGACGAGAGUCGGUGAGUUGAAGCUCGGCUCUCCUGCAUUUGCUUAUUCAGUGAUGUGCAAUGAUACCACCCUCUUCUUAUUUUACAGUCAAUUUACAGGGACCUCACCUCACCGCCUCUCCUGCCUUCCAUUCCCUUCUCCAUUCAAUCACCGCAUCGGAAAGCAGAUGACGUGG
Messenger RNA from Linum tenue, 1033 nucleotides. Lineage: Eukaryota; Viridiplantae; Streptophyta; Magnoliopsida; Malpighiales; Linaceae. The record is from the annotation of a GenBank genome assembly.